GGAGGAACUAGUGGUGGAAAAAAAAAGUUAAAGUAAAAAUGGCUUCCUUGUCUUUGGAGUCUACAGAACAAUCUGAGAACAGCCCAGAGGAGCCAACGGCACCGGAGCCCAAAGAAGAGAAAGAUCCGGUCCAAGUUUCGGAACAAUUACUCCAAAGUUUCCAAAAGUCGGCUCUGAGUUUUUCCACUGACCAAGUAUCAUGUCUCUGCGAGGCCCUUCUGCAAGCGGGCAAUGUGGAUCGCCUGUGGAGAUUUCUAUCCACCAUACCUCCUUCGUCCGAGCUGCUACGUGGCAACGAGACCCUGCUGAAGGCCCAGGCACUAGUGGCUUUCCACCGGGAGGAAUUCAAGGAGCUGUACGCCAUCCUAGAGAGCCACGACUUUCACCCGUCUAACCAUGGGUUCCUGCAGGACCUGUACCUGAAAGCCCGCUACAAGGAGGCGGAGAGGUCCCGGGGCCGCAGUCUGGGCGCAGUGGACAAGUACCGGCUCAGGAAGAAGUUCCCCCUGCCCAAAACUAUCUGGGACGGAGAGGAGACCGUGUACUGCUUCAAAGAGAAGUCGCGAAAUGCCCUGAAAGAGUGCUACAAGAGCAACCGGUACCCCACUCCGGACGAGAAGAAAAACCUGGCCAAAGUCACCGGACUGUCCCUCACACAGGUCAGCAACUGGUUCAAGAACCGCAGGCAGAGGGACAGGACGCCGUCCGGGACCCACAGCAAAAGUGAGUCCGAUGGGAACCACAGCACUGAGGACGAGGCGAUGGACGACACCCCUGACAAACCAGAGGAGGCUGCUGGCUCCGCAGCUUCCAUCAUCUCUCUCUCUGCGGUCCCCUGUAGCACAGGAAGCCAGCUCAUCCUCAACGGGUCCAGUGGCUUCCUCACGGCCUCGCAGCCAUUACUGCUCAACGGGAAUUCCCUGAUCUCCAGUACCAGUGCUGGUGUCAUAAUUAACGGGCUGAGCUUGGGCGAUUGCCAGACAGUCACACUGAGUCCUGUUGCAGCCAGCUCUCCUUUGAUACUGAAUGGGGCUCAGGUAAUAACCAAAUCUAGUAUCAGUGUGCAGCAGCAGCAGCAGCAGCAGCCACAGCAAGCAGUUUCUGUGGCAGAGCAGGUAUCGGCCAUGGAGGCCAAGACAAGCAGUCUUCCAGCAGUUGUUCUUAGCACUAACACCACACCAGUCUCAAACCCUCCAUCCAUAAUCUCACCUCCUCUGCAAACCAAGACAGACAGUGGCAAUGCAAUGGAUUACAUCAGUGUGCCUGAAUCAGAGGGCAGCAGCCAGACAGUAUCUUCCUCUUCUUCAUCUUUAUCCCCCUCUUCACCAACUCUGUCCUCCCCAAACAGUCUCCCUUCACUAGUCCUAACACAAAACACCCAGGAGUCCCUCACCCUCCCUGCCUCUAUGUCGUCUGCAGGCAUGGUUAUCACCAGCUCUUCUGUGCCUCUCUCCAGUCAGCAAGGAGAGUAUGUUGUCUUUGCCACUGCCGGCUCCCAGUUAAAUCCUCCUAGCUCUGUGGAUUCCUCCAGCAGUGCCACCCCUCAGGUCUUCUCUCUGCCCCAGGUUGUGCCUUCCAUCCAGGGUAUACCAGUAUCCCAGCUGGUCCAGCACUCUUCAGGCUCCCAGGUGUCCCAGUGCCCCCAGUUGGUCCCUGUAUCGCCCCUCACCUCGCCAGCUCCUCCGUUUCAAAGCCCCCAGACAGUGAACACGGGCAACAGACUGGCACAACAGCAGCAGGAUGCUUCAACAACUCUGCCGGAAAGUGCAACAACUAUAGUCUCUAUCUCACAGCUUAACAACAAUCCGCUUCCACAGCGAAUGGCACACCAGCUGGGUGACCAAACCACAAACUCCACACCCAGCAAAAUCCAGGCCCCACAGGUUAUUUCCAUCUCUUCUCCAACACAAGUAGUCCCAGUCCCCCAAGCCAAAGGAACCACACCAGCACAGUUAGUCCCGCUCUCCAUGCCUCAGCUGGUCCCAGUCUCCUCCAUCCAAACUUCCUCCACCAUCUCUUUCCCCCAAGUGGUACCUGCCAGCCCUUCUCUCUCCAUCCCCUCUGCUGGAGUGCCCUUACAGAUCCUGACUUCAGCUCCUGCGGCUGGGGCGGUUACACCGGGUCCUCUGAGGAUAAACCAGCUGAGGCCCAUUCAGAGCGUGGGUCCCCCAACCAGCAUGGCACCUGGCAUGCAACUCCUCAACUCUGGGAUCAUUCAGCUGCCUUCUGCUCCUCCAGGUAACCUUCUCCUCGGUGGAAGCCCCUACCUGAGUGUACAGCAAGGCAAGCUGAUUCUGACCAUCCCAGCGGGAAUUCAGCUCACCAGUUUGCCCUUGAAACCUGUCCCAGAGGCUCCAACCCUCUCUGCUAAUGGACUGAGCCCCGUUCUCACCCCAUCCACCCCUCCUGUGGCCUCCCAGCCUUCAGCCACCUCAGGCCCAACCCCUGUUGGCCUCACAUCAUCUCCUCUGAACUUUAUCAACUCGUCUCCACCAUACUGUGCUCCAGAGACCGGGGCUGCAACCAGCCAGACACCGGCCAUCCCCUCCCCUCAUACGUUGGACCCUUCAGUCACACCCACAACGCCAAACACUCUCACUCCAGAAAGCAUGCUUACCCUCAGUCCCAUGUACAGUGGAGUCACACCCAGCACCCAACUGUCCCAGCCAGCAUGGAGUCCUGUACCCCUCUCCACUUCAGCCAGUCUAACUCUGUUUGAUGUCCGCGGCAAGGGGGACCUACCUGUAGACCCAACUUUGUUAGGCCUCCCUGGAGGAGAGUCGCUGCUUCUGGGAAGCCCCUCUCCAGAGCAGGAUGUGGAAGCUGGCUCACCCCUGGGGAAUCCAGAGGAGAUGGAUGGGGACUCCAAGAUUCUUACUCAGCUCCAGUCUGUCCCUGUGGACGAUGAGCUGGGCUUGUAGUCCCCCACGUAGCAACCCCAUGUCUCUAAAAACAAAAAUGGCAAAACACACAUUAGAUUACAGACUCUGCUCUGUUUGUUUGUUUAUUGAUCUGAAAGAUUUUAUUCCACAUUGUCAAUCCUCAAAAACCUAAAUCUUUUUCACAAUAUGCUGAAUUUCUAACAUGUACAAUGAUACUCUCUAAGUAGGGUCUGAUACCAUCAUGGUCUUAGCUGGCACUUUAGAGACAAACUCUCUGCAGCUCUAUUUCACAUGGAUGGGCAGGGUUAAAUGGGAUAUUCACCCUCUGGUUCCAGAUCAGAAUAUUCCUGUUUGUGCCUGGAUAUUUUGCCUCUCAGUUUUUUUUUGUUUUUUUUUUUGUUACUAAAAUCCAUGUGUGCCUUACCUGUUUUAUCAGAUCCAGACAGAAGAACUAACACAGAUUAGUCUGCUUGGCCCAGUUACAGGGCCAAGCAGACUAAUACUAUUAAAUACUAUAUUAUACAAGACAUCAUAGCUUUGCCUAGUCUUCUUCACAGUUUUGUGGUUUGCAGACCAAGGUCACUUGUCCCUAGAAAAAGUUACUGGCCAAGGGGACAAAUCUUGAAAUAGUUGCCUGCCUGUCCAGAACUCAAGAGAUUCAGGACUUUGGUUUGUAUUUGGUUUUUUUUUUUUUGUUUUUUUUUGUUCACAGCUUGAAUAUAUCGUUCAAGCAACACUCCAGGAAUACGUUGAGGAUUAUAUUCCUCAAAAACAGAAGUGAGCUGAGUCAGCUGAGCUUUAUGCAAAUCAGCUCUAAUAUGUUUUCUUCAGCUAUUGUUACAUCAUAGCUUCGGGGACUAGGCUGUGUUUUAUUACUACUCGUUACUGAAGACUGGGUUUAAACAUGCAGCCUACAUCCAGUAAACUGUUUUAAAUGACUCUGCAGUUUUUCAGUGAGAUUGCUGCCCUACAUUAGUAUAAACAUACCACAGGAAAUAAAAGGGUUUAUACUCUAUGCAAUGCAUGUUUAGUACUUUAUAGGACACUAAGUGGCACAAUGGCUGAGUCAGAAAGCCAGUGCACUUGGGAGAUGAACAGGAGCUUUGAAAUACUGAGCUUUUACAUGAAGCAUGACAGUGCAGUACACUAAAAUGUUUGCUGUGAUCCCACUAAGUGACAUUUGUUGUCAAACGCAUCCAAAAUCUGUUUGUUGAUGUUGAUAAGUGCCUUAUUUUAUAGCUUACAGGUUUGAUGUUUAAAAAAAAAAAAAUGGCUUGACAUUUUACAAAAACCCACGGUUCUGUAUCUGUUUGAUCUCCAGUGAAACAUAAUGUGACAGUUUUGGUUCCAUAGUCAAAGCUCUAUCUCCUCUGUUUGUAUAUUUUGCACAUUUCAUUCACACAAUGUUUACGCUGCGUUGCCGUGUUGUUAUGACAGUGGUACGACUCAUAUUCUGUUGAGAUAUUUCCUAUUCUUUCUUGAUUGAACCGUAAUGUUCCCCACUUGAAAGAGGUAGAUCAGAAAACAGAAUUCUAAUUUCCUGAUGAAAUCUAUUGUAAAAAUAGCUCUUUCAAUUUAAACCUAAAAUGCUUGUCACUGUAUGAGCUUUCUACUGUCAUAACACAGGCAGCAGUCAAAUCUUUGGCCGAUUUUGGUACAUAAAAUAUACUUAAGUGUCACAUCUAGUUAUAAUAAUGGCCUGUGUGGGUUUUUUUUGUUCUGUUUUUUUAUUAGUGUGUUUGUUGUUUGUCUCUUUUGUACAUUUAAUCUAUUUAAAGCAUGUAUCAAUCAAUUUUUAGUUUUUAACGGAAAGAAAAUGAGUCCUUGGUGGAAAAAGCUGAUAGGAAAUGAUAUUCAUUUUCACUUGGAAGGUCAGAUUGCUGUGCCAGCUGAGGUUUUACAAUCUCAGACUACAGGUAUUAAAUCGAUUUUGAGGUCAUUAAUAUUCUUGUUGAAAUAGGUCACCCCCUGGUAACAAAUUUUAAGGUUAUUUGUUCCCAGUGCCCUUUGGGUUGAUAAUUAAAUGGCUCGGACAAAUCAAUUUUAGUCUGAAUUUUACUGAACAUUUAAAUUAGUUAAGUGUAAAAGGAAAUGUGCUCUUUAUAUAUGUAAAAUAUGGUAGCUUGUGUUUGUUUAUACGAGCCAUUUCUUACCAAAGUAUGUUGACAUUAAAGCCUGUGAGGGCAUAUGCACAUUUGUAGCCUUAGUUGUUUGUAGUGUGGGAUUCGUUUUUUACUCUCCUACCUGACAUGUAACGUAUAUGACUCCAGAUUUAACCAAAGAUUUUAUCGACUUUUUUGAUAGUUUUGAAAGGGAUCAUUUGUGUCUGUCAUUCAAGGUUCUUGUUUUCUCAUUUUUGUAUUCAAAUGCAUUCUAUUUUUUAUAUUAUAUG
Molecule: messenger RNA, 5274 nt
Organism: Toxotes jaculatrix (banded archerfish)
Lineage: Eukaryota; Metazoa; Chordata; Actinopteri; Toxotidae
Gene: six5
Product: SIX homeobox 5
Exons: 3
Coding region: 39-2921 (960 amino acids)
Biological process (GO): regulation of transcription by RNA polymerase II
Cellular component (GO): nucleus; transcription regulator complex
Molecular function (GO): RNA polymerase II cis-regulatory region sequence-specific DNA binding; DNA-binding transcription factor activity, RNA polymerase II-specific
Source: RefSeq, a predicted model, not a curated record